AUGGCCCCUCCUAGGUGGACGUCAGUUGAACAAGAGGCAUGGUUGCAGCCUUGGUAUGAAAAAUUCAAGGCAAAGCAGGGUGAAAAAAGCAAGAACUACAAGAAUUUCUUUGCCGACCUUUGUGAACAAUGGUUCGAGGAGUUCCCAGAACCAAGGCCGGGUCACAUCACAGAGAUAGGACCCCUGACGUCAAUGGAGAUGGGUGCGGCUUAUGACACACGUAAGACAAAAUUAUAUACGCGAUUCAAAAAUAGCCUAGGAGGUUCAAGAUCAGGCAGAAAGGCGAAGGCAAAUACAACGAGUGUGAUCGAUGCCGUGGUUCGAAGCAUUACUGAGUGCGAAAAGCCCACACGCAUGCUCCAGGAACAGGAGGCAUACUCAAAACUUUUCUACACAACUCGUGUUCAGCCAACUGUAAAAGGAUCCCUGGAGAAAGCUGCUCAAGAACAUAGGACACUUACCAACGGCGAACGCGUCGCUCUUGUGAAGAAGGAGACUGCGAUGUUAUAUGCCCAGGAGUCGCCUGAUAUCAAGGACCAAGUGAAGCAAUAUCUCGAAGACCAGAAGCAGCAGAGAAUCCAAGAUAAGCAAAUCGGACGGAGGCAAACGUGUGGUGAUUACUCACGAAACCUCGACAAACUUGCGGCAGUCGCCAACUCAUUCUUGAAAGGGCUGGCAGAAGCAACUGGGAUGUCAUUCUCCCUCCUUGCUGGGGGUCCGUCUCCAGAAGCACUUGGGGCAAUUGAUAUCUAUAGUUUUCAUGUCGGUCAAACAAAGCUAGGUAACAACUUUAGCACUGCAUACCCUGGGUUUGACACCGGUGUCAUGGAGCCCUUUCGAGACUUUUUACAUUGA
Suillus clintonianus is the source of this 855-nucleotide messenger RNA. RefSeq lists its product as uncharacterized. The record is from RefSeq and is a predicted model, not a curated record. Bases 1 to 855 code for a protein of 284 amino acids. The transcript is spliced from 4 exons. Lineage: Eukaryota; Fungi; Basidiomycota; Agaricomycetes; Boletales; Suillaceae.